AUGCCUCCCAAGCAAGAGACUUUCGAAUUCGUCAAUGGUGCUGUCAAACCAGUACUCAACGGCAAGAAUUUCUUUGGUUGGCAUCAAGCCGUCCUUGACGCUGCCUAUGCAGGAGGUUAUGUCGAUAUCCUGCUCAGCAAGUCCAAGAAACCCGUUGAUCCAUCCAUCAGGCGCACCGAGAUCACCAUCAAGAAAGAGCCGGCAGUGGAGCCCGCUCAAGUCCCUCUCCCAAGUGAGGCAGAAGAGAAGGGAAAGGAAGGUGACGGUGGCAAAAGUGAUGAGGAUAAGAAAGCGGAGGACAAGAAGGCAGAUGAUGAAGAGGACGUGAUAGAGGUAGAUGAGAAGGGCAAAGUAAUCAGUAUGGAUCAGAGGAGGAGGGAAUUCUUGCUUUGGGAAAAGCGUAAUCAAGAAGCUCUCUCGCUCCUUCUACGAUCAGUUGAUGAAGCUUUCCAUUGGCAAAUCAACGGCAUGGAACUUGCUUCCGAAGCGUGGUCACUGAUUUGUGACGCACACCAGUUUAAACAAGCAUCAGUCAUUACCGACCUACGAACCGAAUUAUCCAAGUUCUAUCUGUCAGAUGGUGGUGACAUGCAAGAACAUCUACGUCGUUUUGGAACUCUAGUAGAACGUGGGAUCAAGUCAGGUCUCCCAGAGUUUGCAACCGACACAGCCCGCUGUGACAUACUUGUGGGUUCACUCCCUUAUUCACUCAAAGAUAUCCGUCGUGACUUUCACAAUCUUCCAUCCGACAAACAAACCUUCCGCGCUCUACAUGCAAUGUACCUAGAAGAAAUGCGUGCAAGAGAAGUCUCAGAAACAAGAGAAAAGGAUGCAGCCAGUAAUGGAAAUAUUCUCUAUGCAGGAAAAGCUCAGCGUGGACGAGGUGGAGGAAGAGGUAGAGGUGGAUUUAGAGGGAGGGGUGGUCUUACUUUAACUGAGGUUUUGUUCUACUGA
Messenger RNA from Tremella mesenterica DSM 1558, 954 nucleotides. RefSeq lists its product as uncharacterized. NCBI's taxonomy places the organism in Eukaryota, Fungi, Basidiomycota, Tremellomycetes, Tremellales, Tremellaceae. Bases 1 to 954 code for a protein of 317 amino acids. The transcript has 2 exons. The record is from RefSeq and is a predicted model, not a curated record.